AUGGCUUUCCAAGUUCCGGUCUCAGGACCUAAUAUUGUGACCGCCACGUCGGAUCUCUUACCUUCGAUGUCGAGGCUAUUGAAUGCGCCUUGGACUAGCUUCGACCGCUCCGUCGCUCAGCGACCCGCUCAGCGCACGCGUAACGGCGUGGAAUCAAAUAUAACCGGUCGGGUUCCGCUGCCUGAAUGUCUUGAUACGGUUUCUCUUGAGGCUUUAAGAUCGGGUGCUAUGCAACGACCUUUGCAACAUGGGCUGUCCCGGGCUCUCUCAAGGGGUAUCGCCCGCCUUUAUCAUACAUCCUCCUUUGCACGACCCUAUUCUACUCUACCCUCAAUCCUGAGUCGACUCCGCCAGGCUCCGAAACCUGACGGUCUGUCAAAGUUUCAACAACAGCGGUUUUUGUUCGGAGGGUCCUCUCAUAACCUGCUGGCACAGAAGGAGAAGACUGCGAACACCAACCCAAGCAGUGCCAGCGCACAGAAUGCUUUUUACCAGUCUCUGCUCAGAGCCAAUAUGCCUGCCAUCAUCGUUGAAAGAUACCGAAGCGGUCAUUUCGCUAGCAACGCGUUGUCCGAGGCAAUCUACUUGAAGGCGCUGCAGCGCGUCGGUGGUGCUGAUUCCGCCGCGGCGGCACACAUCUCAGGCGGAAACGACAACCUCAACACCGAACAAUUGCGGGCCAUCGGUCAGGCAGUUGCAGCUCGAAACCACGGCAGUCAGGUCGGAUUGUCGACGAAGCACACCGGCACUGGAGCCAAGGAGGCUCCUCUGUAUGUCGUCGUCGAAGAGUCUCUUGGUUCCGCCGUCUUCCGCUGGGUCAAGUUCUUGUUUUACUUCGGCUUUUUCACAUAUAUCUCUCUCGUCCUGAUUACUAUCCUCGUCGAAACCACUGGCGUCUUGAAGAACAUGAAGGGAACUCAGAGCAACGAGGCUCAGCCCCAGCAGCAGACCGUCCGUUUCUCCGAUGUGCACGGAUGCGACGAGGCCAAAGAAGAACUCCAGGAACUCGUUGAAUUUCUGCAGAAUCCCGACCGUUUCUCCUCUCUUGGUGGCAAAUUGCCUAAGGGUGUGCUUCUCGUUGGACCUCCUGGUACCGGAAAGACAUUGCUCGCUCGUGCCGUUGCAGGAGAAGCUGGUGUUCCUUUCUUCUACAUGUCUGGCUCGGAAUUCGAUGAAGUCUAUGUGGGCGUUGGCGCCAAGCGUGUCCGUGAGCUCUUUUCGCAGGCCCGAGGCAAGGCACCCGCCAUCAUCUUCAUUGACGAGUUGGACGCCAUUGGUGCUAAGCGGAAUGAACGGGACGCGGCCUAUGUGAAACAGACGCUGAACCAGCUGCUGACGGAACUGGACGGAUUCUCCCAGACCAGCGGGGUCAUCAUCAUCGCUGCUACUAAUUUUCCUCAGCUGCUGGACAAGGCUCUGACACGACCCGGUAGAUUCGACCGCAAGGUGACCGUUGGUCUUCCUGACGUUCGUGGACGGAUGGAUAUCCUGAAGCACCACAUGAAGAAUAUUCAGAUGAGCACCGAUGUGGAUAUUGCAGUUCUUGCACGGGGUACGCCCGGGUUCUCCGGUGCCGAUCUUGAGAACCUUGUCAACCAGGCUGCCAUCUACGCCAGCAGACACAAGAAGACCAAGGUCGGACCCAGGGACCUUGAUUGGGCUAAGGACAAGAUCAUGAUGGGCGCGGAAGCUCGUAGCCGUGUCAUCCAGGACAAGGACAAGGUUCUGACCGCCUAUCAUGAGGCUGGUCACGCCCUCGUUGCUUAUUUCUCCCCAAGCUCCACUCCUCUGUACAAGAUUACGAUUGUGCCCAGAGGAAUGGCGCUGGGUAUCACGCACUUCUUGCCCGAGAUGGAUAUGGUUUCCCGGAAUUACACAGAGUAUCUGGCUGAUAUCGAUGUUUCGAUGGGUGGAAAGGCAGCUGAGGAGCUUAUUUUUGGCCCUGAAAAGGUGACGAGCGGUAUCUCAGCGGAUAUCCAACAAGCCACCGAGACUGCUUUCACCCUUGUCACACGCUUCGGCUACUCGAAGAAGCUCGGCAAUGUCGACCUGUCGUCCAACUACGACAGCCUGUCGUCGGAGACCAAGCAGGAAAUCGAAAGCGAAGUGCGCCGCCUGGUCGAGGAGGCGCGCAUGCGUGCCACCAAGAUCCUCACCGAACGCCGACACGAACUGGAGCUCCUCUCCAAGGCCCUGAUCGAGUACGAGACCCUGACGAAGGAGGAGAUGGAGAAGGUCCUUAGGGGUGAGAAGCUGGACAAGAUGGAAUCCACGCCCUCGGCUCCGCUCAAGCUUCCCGAUGCUCUGCAGGGGGCUACGCUGAACCACCCUGCCACCAAGGCCUCGGAGCCCACGGCGGCGGCCGAGUAA
Messenger RNA from Aspergillus clavatus NRRL 1, 2370 nucleotides. RefSeq names its product i-AAA protease YME1. The coding region runs from base 1 to 2370 and encodes 789 amino acids. Gene Ontology annotation, molecular function: ATP-dependent peptidase activity; ATP binding; metalloendopeptidase activity. Gene Ontology annotation, cellular component: mitochondrial inner membrane. The record is from RefSeq and is a predicted model, not a curated record. The transcript has 5 exons. NCBI's taxonomy places the organism in Eukaryota, Fungi, Ascomycota, Eurotiomycetes, Eurotiales, Aspergillaceae. Gene Ontology annotation, biological process: mitochondrion organization; protein quality control for misfolded or incompletely synthesized proteins.